This is a messenger RNA of Ruditapes philippinarum (Manila clam), 3041 nucleotides long. RefSeq names its product glutathione hydrolase 1 proenzyme-like. Gene Ontology annotation, biological process: glutathione catabolic process. The coding region runs from base 179 to 2107 and encodes 642 amino acids. Gene Ontology annotation, cellular component: plasma membrane. NCBI's taxonomy places the organism in Eukaryota, Metazoa, Mollusca, Bivalvia, Venerida, Veneridae. The transcript is spliced from 15 exons. Gene Ontology annotation, molecular function: glutathione gamma-glutamate hydrolase. The record is from RefSeq and is a predicted model, not a curated record.
UAGGAUAUAUAUCUAUAACUUUAAUUUGAUACAUUUUGAUAUGAAACAGUGAAUUAAAUUUUUCUCAACAACAAUAAUAAUUUUUAUAAUAAAAAAUUAUUUUCAAUAUAAGAAAAGCAGCUGGACUUGACCACACAUAACAUAGAUUAGGACCGGCGACAAAGAUUUUUAGCAUAAAAUGUCUGAAGAAAAGAAAGACCCGGAAAGAGUACCUGAAAAUGAGGAUUUGUUGUUUGGUGGUCAAGUUAAACCAUAUACAAAGGAACAUAAACCAUCAGGAUGUUGUCGAUGUACAAAGAAAAGGAUUCUUAUUCUGGCUGUGAUUUUAGGGAUGUUGUCCCUGUACGGGAUUGGUCUUGCAAUAGGGCUUGCCGUUGGGCUCAAUAGGGAGCAAGAGCAGCAGACGACAAAACCAAAAGUUUUAAAGGAACCAGUCGGCGUUGUUGUCUCCGACCACGAAGCUUGUUCGGAUAUUGGCAGGGACAUCUUGGCCAGGUAUGGCACUGCUGUUGAUGCUGCAAUCGCCACAUUGAUUUGUAACGGUGUUCGAACACCACACAGCAUGGGUAUUGGCGGAGGAUGCAUUUUUGUCGUUUAUGACAAAGAAUACAGAAAAAUUGCUACAAUAGAUGGCCAAGCUGUAUCACCAACCUCACUAACCGAAACUAUUUAUACCCAAUUAACUCGUCAAAAUAUCAAUGCUCGGAGAAUCGCCGUGCCCGGGGAACUGAAGGCUUACAAAGAAGCUCACACCCGAUAUGGUCGGUUGCCAUGGAAGGAUCUUUUUGAACCAACUAUACAAAUGAUACGAAAUGGUUUCCCAUUGUCAGAUGCAACAGCUUCAGCGUUAGAUUACCUAGCAAAUACAAGGAAAUUCAAUAUGACUAAAUUUCCGGGUCUGUGCGCAAUAUUUUGUAACAACACUGGCACCGGGGAAAUAAAGAAAGCUGGCGACACCAUCAUGUGGCCCAAACUUGCUGAUACACUACAGGCUAUUGCUAUUGAAGGCAUUGAUUAUAUAUAUGAUAGUCCCAUGACGAAUAUGAUAGUUGAUGAAAUUAAAAGUGAGGGUAGGUGCAAAGAAACACAGAUGUCCGAAAUAAUCCAAAGACGUGGUAUGUUGGAUAUUUCCGAUUUCAUUUUGGAUUACAAAGUGAGGACUGGAAACGCAUUAGAAGUUUACCUAGAGAACAGUACAAUUUAUACAAUGAAUGGGGCAACUGGUGGACCUAUCGUUGGACUCAUAAUGAACAUUUUGAAGCGAUAUGACUGGAUGGACAUGGACACUUUAGAGGGACAGGUCGAUUUCUACCAUAGAAUGAUAGAAGCUAUGAAGUUUUCUGACGCUGAUCGAAUGCGUCUCGGUGACCCAGAUUUCGAUAAUACCACAUGGAUUUUAGACAAAAUGCGUUCCGAAGAAUAUGCAGAUAUAUUACGUACAAAAAUUACAGCAGAAACUCAUGAAAUACCCUAUUACACAGACGCUACCGGAAGUUACGGAGAUAAAAUGGGCACUUCGCAGGUUUCCGUACUUAGUCCGUAUGGUGAUGCAGUUUCAGUAACAUCGACUGUUAAUUGGUAUUUUGGCUCCAUGAUUGUUUCAAAUGCAACUGGUAUAAUAUGGAAUAAUGAAAUGGAUGACUUUGACACAGAUCCUAAACGACCAACAAAGGUGAAUAGAUUGGAACCAGGUAAGCGACCAAGGUCAUCGAUGGCACCAACUAUCGUCGUCGAUAAUGAAGAUAAUGUCAAAAUGGUUACAGGCGGGGCGGGAGGAUCAUAUAUCGCUACAACAGUUGCUCAGGUUUUGGCAAAAGUUUUGUUGCUGAACAUGCCCUUACAAGAGGCAAUGGAUUCCAAACGAAUACAUCAUAAGUUGGCUGAUAAUACGUUGUAUCUUGAAAAAGGCUUUCCAGAGGAUAUCAAAGAACUUUUAACCGAUGCCGAAGGGAGAAAACAUGUAGCUAAAUUUUCAACUUCAAGACUUUUUUCUGUCGUUGAGUCUAUAUCGGUAGAUGAUAAUGGAACCAUGUUCGGAUAUGCGGAUAAAAGGAAAAAACAAGGCAAAGCAAGCUACAUGUAUAGAACAGUUAAAGCAAAAAGUUAAUACAUAGUAUAUUUUUCUGUGGUGAUUUCAUAUUUUAUUUUUUACAAAAUGGAUCUCGCUUGAGUCUUAUCAGCAUUUAGAAUAUUUGUGAUUGAUAUAAACGUGAGUAUAGAGGUAAAGUACUUGACUAAAAGGUAUGAUACUUUGGCAAAAAUAUGAACGUGACCAAGGAGAUGAACGUGACUGCAAAGAAUGGAGUGUUACAAACGGCUUAUGUCAUCACCCGAAUAGAUUAAGUUUUAGUAUUCAUGUGAAAUGGAAAACAAAUCAGUGUGAUGAGGUUUUCUGCAAGAGCAUAAUUUUGAACCACCAUUUUAACAAAAAUGUUUCGUCUUAAACGUGGUUCGUGUUACAAAAACUAAUAGAAAAAUAUUUUCUUGUUGCACAACUUAAAUAUAUCUAUUUUACGAUAUAACUUUUUGUUUAUUUCGUCACUUGUUGUGAUUUAGUUCUGAAUUUGUGACUUUAUGCUAAAUAUUGUGUACACAUUUUAUUGAAUAAUAUUGUCAUUAUUAUUUAUUGCAAAAUUAGUGUACUUGUUAUCAUCGUUUUAUUUUUAGACAAAUUAAAAAAAAAAAAUAUUUUCAUGAAAUGAAAGAAUAAUUGGACGCGGGUUUUGCAAAUUGCUUUUACAGACUGGUUGGUGAUACAUUUUUAUGAAAGGGACGAUGCACAAUAUUGAACAUCAUUCAGUUUAAAAUAUAAUGAAUAUACAUUUCUGUUUUUUUUAUUGAAAUUAUUCAUACGUCGGUUAUAUAUUCCAUUAUUUGCAUGCUAGAAUAAACAAAAUACUUACACUAUUAUACAAAUAUAUUAUUUUAUAAGAUCAUGACAGAUGGUUUUAUGUUCAACACCAUGACAGUCUUAAAGUCUGAACAUUUUAAAUUGACAAGGUCAUUUUUAUAAAUUUUUGAAAAUAAAUUUGAAUAUAAAA